AUGGCCGAGACCACAAUCCCCACCACCUCCCGGGCACUAACAUUCACGACCCCCAGCUCCACCCCACAGGUCAUCACCACCCCCAUCCCCUCCCCGCUCCCACCCACCUCCAUCCUCGUCCGCGUCCAUGCCGCCGCCCUCAACCCCUGCGACACGCAGAUGCUGCACUGGCCGAUGCUGCGCCUCCUGAAGGGCACCGGCCCCAAGGGCCUCGGCCGCGACUACUCGGGCACUAUUGUCGCCGUGGGGAGGGACUGUAAGGGUUGGAAGAUUGGUGAUGAUGUGUUUGGCUUGUUUUUUAAAGUCGGCGGCGAAGGCACAAUCCGUGAAUACCUGGUCGUCGACCCCGCCUCUGACCCUAUCGUCGCAAAGCCAGCCGAAAUCUCGCAUGAGCAGGCGGCGUCAAUCCCGCUCGUGGCGCUCACGGCAUUUACGUGUAUGGAGUGGCUGCCGCCGCCGCAUGUGGACGGGACGCCCCGGGAGGUGGUGGUCGUAGGUGCCAGUGGCGGGACGGGCGUGUGGAUCACGCAGCUGGCCAAAAAGCGCCACAACUGCACCGUCACCGCAAUCUGCUCAGGCAAGAACGCGGGGUUCGUCAAAUCCCUCGGCGCUGACCGCACAAUCGACUACACCAUCGUCUCCUCGCUCCCCGCGGCACUGAUGACCCACCGCCCCAAGGCCGGCUACGACCUCAUUGUCGACUGCGUCGGCGGCACGACCCUCUUCCCGGCGUACAAGCAGCUGCUGCCGCGCCACGGCGCGUAUGUGACGAUUGUGGGCGAUAAGACGUCGCGUGCGGUUAUGGGUGGGCCGCCGACGUAUUUGGCCCAUCCGGCGAUGGUGUGGAGGCAUCUGUGGGGGUGGCUGUUUGGGCCCAGGUAUGGGUGUGUGAUCUUGAAGGCGAGGAGGGAGUGGUUGGAGGUGGCGAGGGAUAUGGUGGUGAGGGGGGAGGUGAAGGUGGAGGUGCAGGAGGUGGUGGAGGGGGCGUUGGGGGACGGGUGGAAGAGGGGGUUUGAGUUGUUGGAUAGUGCGAGGGUGAGGGGGAAGGUGGUGGUGAAGAUUUAG
Molecule: messenger RNA, 1065 nt
Organism: Morchella importuna
Lineage: Eukaryota; Fungi; Ascomycota; Pezizomycetes; Pezizales; Morchellaceae
Exons: 3
Coding region: 1-1065 (354 amino acids)
Cellular component (GO): mitochondrion
Molecular function (GO): oxidoreductase activity
Source: RefSeq, a predicted model, not a curated record